Molecule: messenger RNA, 675 nt
Organism: Lodderomyces beijingensis
Lineage: Eukaryota; Fungi; Ascomycota; Pichiomycetes; Serinales; Debaryomycetaceae
Source: the annotation of a GenBank genome assembly
AUGGCAGACGAAUUGGACCGCAUACUCUCGAUAGAAGAGUCGGCAUUAAGCAGAAACGCUGAGAUUGAGAGGAUUCUAGAAUGUCCUGAGGGCGACUAUUUCUCGACGAUGGAGAUCAAUCCAAUGACGUGCCCCAGCGAAGACUUGAUUUCAAUAGUGAGGAAGAUUUACCGCAAAAAGUCCUUGCUCAUACACCCAGACAAGUCUGACCAUGCUCGAGCUCCAGAAGCUUUUGACAAGUUGAAAAAAGCCGAGGCGGUGCUCUCGUCAAGUAGUAUUAGUAGUAGAAGUGAUAACAGCACCGCGGAUGAACUCUUUGAUGAGAAAACACGUCUAUUGUCAAUAUACAAAGCUGCAGCUCAGAAUGCAACAAGAACAACAUCACCAUCGGACAACUUCAAUGACAAAGUAAAUGUCCAGAUUAGAAACGAAGUAAAGGAAAUUUUGGAAGACGAAAAGAGCCAGUUGGAGUUGCAAAAAUUGGCCAAACAAAGCGAAGAGACACGUAAACAAGAAUACCAAAAGCAAGUGAACAAGGAAAGGGAAUUGAAAAGGAAAGCAGAUGCACAAUGGGAAGACCAGCGGGACUCAAGAGUGAAGAAAUGGCGACAGUAUUCAAAUAAAGUGGAAAAGAAACUGAAAGCAAAGAAGAAAAGUCCAAAAGUGCUCGUGUGA